UCUUUUCAUUAUUUUUUUUAACGUUUCAUUUUUCUUUUCGUGCUUGAGAGAGAGAGAGAGAGGCUCGCCGGAAUUCCGGUCAUGGUCUCCACCAGGCGGAGCGGAUCCCUGUCCAACUCCGGCGGAAGCGCCGGGAAGCGUCCCCCCUCUCCGACUCCCGGUGCCUCAUCGCCGGAGAACCCUCACCCUCCAUCCAAACGCUCCAAGGGGGAAGCAGCUGCCAGAGACAGACAAGCGGCGUCUCUCGCUGGCGGUAACCGGGAAUUGGCUGCUCAGACGGGCGAUUGUGCAGAACGCGCUUCCGCCGAUCCGGCGUCGGCGCCCGGCGAGGGGGAGAGCUCCCGAUCUGAGCCAGCCGCCAAGAACGAUGGCGCGACACAGAAGGCUGGUGCUCCGGUGGCUCCUUCAGCGGAAGGCUGUGGAGCGUCGCCGAUGGUCGAUAAAAUGAAGUCCUCGCUGAAGACGUGGUGCUCGUACCAGAAGAGAAACUCGGGCGCUUCGCAUGCGUGGGGCAAACUCAUUUCUCAGUAUCCGGAGAAUCCUCACGUUUCCCUUUGUGGCUCGGUCUUUACAAUUGGUGGGACGAGAAGCUGCAAUUUGUCCUUGCGUGAUCCAUCCAUUAGCAGCGUCGUGUGCAAAAUCAAACUCUUGCAGGAUGAUGACACUAUGCUAGUUGUACUGGAGAGCUCAGAGAGCAAGGGAGCUGUCCUAGUAAAUGGCAAACCCAUCAGGAAGAAUUCCAGUGUUCUAAUAAAUGCAGGAGAUGAACUCACUUUUAGUAGACCUAGUCGCCAUGCAUACAUUUUCCAGCAAAUUUCAAGCGAAAACCCGUCAGCAGCUUCAGCUCCUUCAGGUGGUUUGGGAGAAGGUCAUAACAAAGGUUUGCAACUUGAAGCUAGGACCAAGGACCCUUCAGAUGUAGCAGGUGCAUCCAUAUUGGCGUCUUUAUCCAACCUUGCACAGGAUCUAUCUGAUUCAUCUGUUCAUAAAAAUGGUGCUGAACCCCAGCUUGAACCUAAAAGGUCUUCACCACCACCCACUUGUACGCCAUUUGCAAAAUAUCCCCUGGUAGUGGAUGAUUGUGGAAGGAAGUCAACCUCUGAUGAGGAAUUUGACUCUCUGGUUCCACCUCCUGAUGACAAAGCUGAAAUGUUACCAGAAUCUGAAAGUGAACCACACAUUGAUCUGGAGAACAUGGGUCCAGAGACAGGAAGUAGAACUGAUAAUGUGAAAUUUUCUGGUAUUAAUGAUUCAUUAAGGCCCAUCCUUAAGAUGUUAACUGGUGUGGCUGGUGACCUGGAUUUGAGUAGAAGCUUAUUUAAUCUUGUAGCUGAAGAAAGAGGCGUACUAGCUUCUCAGGCACCGUUAGGUGCAGGUUCUGCUAACAGAUUCCAAGCAUUUAAGGAACAAUUGCUCGCUAGAGUGCUUGAUGCUACAGAAAGUGAUGUAUCAUUUGACAACUUCCCAUACUAUUUGAGUGAGGCCACAAAAAAUGUUCUGGUUGCUUCAACAUUUAUCCAUUUGAAGCGGAAGGAGUUUUCAAAGUAUGCCUUAGAGCUUUCCACCAUAAGCCCACGGAUUUUGCUUUCUGGGCCUUCAGGAUCUGAUAUUUAUCAGGAGAUGUUGUCAAAGGCCCUUGCUAAUCACUUUGGAGCCAGGUUGCUCAUAUUUGAUGCAAACUCGGUGCUGGGUGGUGUUUCGUCAAAAGACAUGGACAGUAUAAAGGAAGGACCCAGAGCAGACAAAUCCUGUACUUGUGUGAAGCAACGGUCUGGGCAUUCUGAUGCAACAAAAGGAACUGCUGUACCAGGUUCCGAUACUGACACAACUGGCUCAGCAAGUGCAGCAACUGUUGCUGGUUUUCAAUCUCAAUUAAAACAGGAAUCAGCAGCUCCACCUGUUGGGUCAUCUAAGAACUGUCAUUUUAAAGCAGGUGACAAGGUAAAAUUUAUUGGUUUGCUACCAUCUGGAUACACAUCAACUCUCCAACCCCAAUCAAGGGGUCCUUCCUAUGGUUGUCGAGGUAAAGUGCUACUGCCAUUCGAGGAAAACAGUUCCUCCAAAAUCGGUGUGCGGUUUGAUAAGCCCAUUUCAGAGGGUAAUAACCUUGGUGGAAUAUGUGAAGAAGGUCAUGGAUUCUUUUGCAAUGUUAAUGAUCUCCGUUUGGAGAUUUCUGCUGGUGAGGAUAUGGAAAGAUUGGCAAUUGAGACAUUAUUUGAGGUUGUGGCUAGUGAGAGCAACAAAGGACCUUUUAUAUUGUUUAUGAAAGAUGUUGAGAAGUCCAUUGCUGGCAACACAGAAUCUUAUGCAGCUUUCAAAAGCAAACUUGAAACCUUACCUGACAAUGUUGUGGUAGUUGGUUCUCAUACCCAGCUUGAUAAUCGAAAGGAAAAGUCGCAUCCUGGAGGCCUCCUUUUCACCAAGUUUGGGAACAAUCAAACUGCUUUGCUGGACUUUGCUUUCCCGGAUAGUUUUGGCAGGUUGCAUGAUAGAGGCAAAGAAAUUCCAAAGACAAUAAAACUGCUGGCAAAGCUUUUUCCAAAUAAAAUUACCAUACAGUUGCCACAGGAUGAGGCUCUUCUUGUGGAUUGGAAACAGCAGCUCGAUCGAGAUGUUGAAACCCUUAAAGCAAAGGGCAAUCUUGUCCAUAUCUGUUCAGUCUUAACACGAAACAAUUUGGAAUGCAAUGACUUGGAAGCAUUAUGCAUCAAGGAUCAGACAUUGACCAGUGAAAGUGCAGAGAAGAUUGUUGGAUGGGCCCUCAGUUACCAUCUAAUGAAAAAUCCUGAUAUUGAGGCAAAAGUUACGAAGAUCACUAUAUCAAGCGAGAGUAUUUUGUAUGGGCUUGAAAUCUUGCAGAAUAUUCAAACUGAAACAAAAAGCUUAAAGAAGUCCCUUAAGGAUGUUGUCACGGAGAAUGAAUUUGAGAAGAGACUUUUAGCUGACGUUAUACCACCAAAUGACAUUGGAGUCUCAUUUGAUGAUAUUGGAGCUCUCGAAAAUGUCAAAGAUACGCUGAAAGAGUUGGUGAUGCUUCCUUUGCAAAGGCCGGAACUUUUUCGCAAGGGGCAACUGACAAAGCCUUGCAAGGGUAUUCUUUUAUUUGGCCCCCCAGGCACAGGGAAGACGAUGCUUGCGAAAGCUGUUGCCACUGAAUCUGGUGCAAAUUUUAUCAAUAUUUCCAUGUCAAGCAUCACAUCUAAGUGGUUUGGUGAGGGUGAAAAAUACGUCAAAGCUGUGUUCUCACUCGCCAGCAAAAUUGCUCCUAGCAUUAUAUUUGUUGAUGAGGUGGACAGUCUGCUUGGACGGCGGGAAAAUCCUAGUGAACAUGAAGCCAUGCGGAAGAUGAAAAAUGAGUUUAUGGUGAAUUGGGAUGGAUUGCGCACAAAAGAUAAAGAGCGUGUAAUGGUUCUGGCUGCUACAAACAGGCCUUUUGAUCUUGAUGAAGCUGUUAUUAGAAGGCUUCCACGAAGAUUAAUGGUGAACUUGCCAGAUGCACCAAAUAGAUCCAAGAUACUAAAGGUGAUACUGGUCAAAGAAGAGUUAGCACCAGAUGUUGAUUUUGAAACACUUGCAACUAUGACGCAAGGAUAUUCUGGAAGUGAUCUGAAGAACCUCUGUGUUACAGCUGCACAUUGUCCUAUCCGGGAACUGUUAGAGAAGGAGAAAAAGGAGAAGGCGUUAGCACUGGCCGAAGGUAGGCCAACUCCCAAACUAAGCAGUGGUGCAGAUAUACGUCCUCUAAACAUGGACGAUUUCAAAUAUGCCCAUGAACAGGUUUGUGCCAGUGUAUCGUCAGAAUCAGCAAAUAUGAGUGAGCUGCUACAGUGGAAUGAACUGUACGGGGAAGGGGGAUCAAGAAAGAAGACUUCUCUACCCUAUUUCAUGUAAAUGUAUAGAUGAGCCUGUACUUCUUACCAUCAGCAUCAUCAUCCUCCAGUCUCUGCUGGCUUGCACAGGCUGCAUCGGGUUGAUAACAUUGCCCAGAUUGGAGAGAGAUUGAGCACGUUUUAUGUUAAUGUACAUGUAUCACAUAUCCUUGUAACAUAUAUUCACUUGCAUUGGCCCUUCUGUAAUCUAUUCUUAUUGUCUCGGCUAUGUAAUCAAAUAUCAUUUUGGUAGAA
Messenger RNA from Nymphaea colorata (pocket water lily), 4124 nucleotides. RefSeq lists its product as uncharacterized. The coding region runs from base 82 to 3891 and encodes 1269 amino acids. The transcript has 27 exons. Gene Ontology annotation, cellular component: mitochondrial outer membrane. The record is from RefSeq and is a predicted model, not a curated record. Gene Ontology annotation, molecular function: protein binding; ATP binding; ATP hydrolysis activity. Lineage: Eukaryota; Viridiplantae; Streptophyta; Magnoliopsida; Nymphaeales; Nymphaeaceae.